Molecule: messenger RNA, 3464 nt
Organism: Erythranthe guttata (spotted monkey flower)
Lineage: Eukaryota; Viridiplantae; Streptophyta; Magnoliopsida; Lamiales; Phrymaceae
Product: proline-, glutamic acid/leucine-rich protein
Biological process (GO): rRNA processing
Cellular component (GO): nucleus
Source: RefSeq, a predicted model, not a curated record
AUUAGAAUUUUACAAGGGGUGAUAUGUAAUUUGCCCUUAUUUUUAUUUCCCAAAUAAAAAUAUGUUUGAUUCACAUCAAAAUUAUUUUGUAAAUGUUUGAUUCGAACCUGAGUCGGUUGACACAUGCUCACUUGCUCAAACCGUUAGGGCAAUCCCUUGUCAAUAGUCAGUAGGUGGAGUUUGUCACACAUGGUUAGCCUAAAAUGAUUUACGUAUCUCGUAUAGUUUGCAAGCUAUUAUAUAAGGGUGUAUGUACUGUUUAUCGAGUGCACCUAUAUACAUGGUUGCAGGUUCAUUCAUCACAAAAAAUAUAUAUAUAUAUCUAGCUAACCAAAUCUAAAAAAUCAUCUAUAGAACCUUGAAAAGCUAUAUUCACACGAAAAAAAUAGUUUUUCACUUUCGAGUUUUUUAUAUUUUAUUUUAAAAAGUGCUAAUUUCGACUGAAAAUCCGAUUUCCAACCCUAGCUAACAACUUCUGAUUGUUUCCGACGGCAUAGUUAGAUUGAUGCAAUUUCGUAUACCAUAAGGGGUAUAAUUAGAUAGGACCACAAUAUAGGGGUGUAAACUGCAAAUAAUUUUUUUAAUUGGAGAGCAUUUAUAUGAGAAAAAAAUCUAACUUAAGGGUGCAUUGUACAAAUUAACUAUAGUUGGAGGGUGCAUUGUACCAAUUAACUAUAAUUGGAGGGUGCAUUAUGCCAUUUACCCAAAUUGAACACUGUAACAUGUUAAACAAUAAACCCGAAACCCUAAAUCCUCUUUUUCCUCUCUUGCAUUCUGAAAUGACGGCCCCGGGAGGAAUGUACGACGUCGUUUUGAAGCCGAAGCUGCUCCGCUCGCUGCUCAGAGAGUAUGUUCCCGAUGAGAAGCACCCGUUCAGCAACCCGUCGGAGCUUUCCUACAUUGUCUCCACCGUCAAGACUCACAAAUUGCUGUCGGAGUGGUCCCCACAGCCCAUGGAACAAGAAUUGGCGGACGCCUGGAAAUCCACCGUCGAUUCGUGGGUCAAGCGGUUGCUCACUCUUACAUCCAGCACUUUGCCAGAUAAGUGUUGGGCUGGAAUAUGUUUGCUUGGGUUGACCUGUCAGGAAUGCAGUUCGGAGCGCUUUAUAGCUUCAUAUGCUGAAUGGUUAGAGAAGCUUCUCUCACAUGUUCAGCCUUCAGUAGUUUCACACUUUGUUAAGGCAGCUUCUUGUGCGGCGCUGUCUGAUAUGUUUACAAGGUUAAGUGGAUUCUCAAAUGCAAAAAAGGAUGCAACUUCACAUGCUAUGAAAGUUAUUCAGCCAGCAUUGAAGUUGUUAAAUGAGGACAGCUCUGCUCUUGUGUUGGAAGAAGCAGUGUGUCUGAUAUGCACCAUGAUAAAUUUCUUUCCAUCAACAGUCCACCGGCAUUAUGAUAGUGUUGAAGCAGCCAUUGUUUCUAAGAUUGUGUCUGGAAAAUGCAGUGCAGGUGUGCUGAAGAAGCUUGGUUAUGGCUUGUCAUCGCUUCCAAAAUCGAGAGGAGAUGAGGAUAGCUGGUGUCUGAUGAUGGAUAAGAUGUUGCUAUAUAUAAACAGUCAGUUGAAUGAUGCUUUACAGGGUCUAGAAGAAGAGGCCAAAAGUACUCAAACAUUGAGGGCUUUGCUUCCGUCUGGGAAAGAACCCCCACCACCCUUAAGUGGAUUAGUAGAAUCUGAACGAGCCUCAGAUCUUUCAACGAGGAGGCCGGAACGACUUCUGGGUUCUAGAAUUUCGACUCUUAUGCAAUGCUGUUGUGACAUGCUUACAAGUUCUUAUCCUGUUAUGGUUUCUGUUCCUGUUUGUGGUCUAAUAGCCCUUGCUGGAAGAGUGCUGAUGGUUGAUGGUUCUUCGUCUUUAUCCUCGUACUCUUUCUUGACCACUCUGAAACAAGAAUUUGUUUGUUCAGAAAUUCCGAUUCUGCAGCUCCGUAGUCUGGAAAUUCUCACAGCUGUUGUCAAGGGGUUGAGCAGCCAAUUAUUACCACAUGUUGCAGGCAUUGUACAACUGCUCAACGAAUACUUUAGGAGAUGCAAAUUCCCGGAUUUGAAGAUAAAAGCAUAUUCGAUUGUGAAAGUCCUACUGAUGUCAAUGGGCACUGGGAUUGCAAUACAUAUUAGCCAGGAUAUCAUCAGUAAUGUAUUUAUUGAUUUAGAUUUCCUUGGUGGUGAGAAGGAUGGUAAAAAUUCAGGUACACACUCAGAGGUCCCCACCAAGUUGUUGACCGAGUCUCGUCAGAAGAAAAGGAAGCAUUCAAUUAUUGCAAGAUCCUCCCAAGACGAGCCUGCUCACAAUAGUUUGGAAGUUGGAACCCCACAUAAUUCGACUCCAAUAUCUGUGAAGAUAGCAGCACUGGAGGCAUUAGAAGCUCUUCUAACUUUGGCUGGUGCUAUGAGAUCUGAGAGCUGGCGAGGAAAUGUCGAUAAUCUCCUUAUUACAGUGGCAACAAAUGCUUUUAAAGGGGGAUGGUCCAAGGAGGAAAAAAGGAAAUUUCUUUCCGACGAUUCUACCCCUAUCUGGCAAGACUUUCAACUAGCUGCCUUACGUGCACUUUUGGCAUCUCUUCUUUCGCCUGGCCGAGUUCGCCCAUCACAUCUAGCUCUGGGUCUACAACUUUUCCGUAGAGGCAUGCAAGAGACGGGUACAAAACUGGGCGAAUAUUGUGGACACGCACUUCUAGCAUUAGAAGUGCUCAUACACCCAAGAGCACUUCCAUUGUUAGAUCUUGCGUCUAUAGGCAGUAACGAAUUUAAAGAUCCAAACCACACUGUAUAUCAAGAUGGGGGCCCACGAGGAAAUGGGCCAGCCGAGCCCGAAUCAGAAGACGAUGACCUGAACGAAAACUGGCUCAGUAAAGACGAUGACCGCGAAUUGGAUAUCAAAGACUCGAAGAGGCAACGAGAAAAUGCACAUUAUAAUAAUACUGAAACACCUUCUCAAGAUGAACUCGCUCCUGUGAAGGUUUCCGCUGCUUCCACUUCUCGUGUGCCUGAAAGAGUUGAGCGCAGGGUUGAAUCACCGCAUUUCGGAAAUGCUGAGGUGGAAAAGGUUGUUUCUUUUGUGAUUGAUGAUGUGGCAAUGGUGGAGGACAGUAAGACGGCAGCGAAGAGUGAUGUGAUUUCUGAGGAAAUCGCGGAGUUGGGCUCUACUUCAGAUACCAAGAAUGUGUUCGAUAGAAUGCUUGAGAGAGUAAACGUUAAUUAUGGAUCGGAGGAUGAGACGAUUCCUGAUAUUGUCGAUGGCGACCCUGAUGAUGAUUCACACAGUGACAAUGAAGGUUGAUAUUGUCUUGCUGUCAGAAAUUUUGCUGAUGAGGUGUACCAGGUUUUCUUUUUUUUCUUGUGUGUGUGUGUGUGUGUUUGCUGAGAGUUAAUUGGAGUACUUGGUCAAUAGCGUUAUUUUUUUGACUUAAAUGGAUUUGUUAUGAUUAAUUUAUAAUUUUUUGUUGUUGACGAAAGUGCCCAUUUACAU